AUGCACAUAUCGGGGUUUGCUCACAAUAACAAUCUAUCAGGUACCGCAAUGGCAACUACACCCCCCAAACCACCUCCUAAUACCCCUACCCACUGUACAGCCGAGGCUGGGACGCAUGAAAGGGAGUGCCUGAAUGCUUUUAGAAGGCUUCUUUCUUUGUGUGUGACUCUUCUUGGAGUCGACCCCCCAAAGAGUGAUUGGGAAUUGAUAUGGUCCCGGUCCCGCGAGCUUGAUAUCAAUGAUUAUGCUCAACUCUGCUACUGCCUCGAUGAGUUCAAGCAAUUCGAUCACUUGGACUUGUCCACUGAGAUACUGAAGACACAGCAUGAGUCACUGCAGAACAGGCUUUUGAGGAAAUCACAGAAUAAAGCCUUAAACCCAGACUUCACAUCAAUGGGAAAUGUCAUACUACUUUGCGCCAGUGUUGGAGUCUUUGCUAUUCGUCAUCCGCUCACGGAUAUCAAGAACCUACGUCUACAGAAUUCCUCAAUUCACUACAGCAUGGCUGACUUUACUCUCGACCUCAACAAAUCACCGUUAUACGCUGAGGGUAUUACCACGGAGGAGGCAGAGAAGCACCUCUCAGAUAGUCUCUUAAUAUGCUCCGCGGCCGAUGACGGGAUUGAGAUAAUUUGGGAAAAUGACAACCCGAGACCUAAAGUCCGAAUUACAAGUAAUGAGAUCCUUGACGCAGUGUCAGUGCCUGGCAGACAUACACGCACCUUAAAUAAAUACCAAUCUCCUGGUGCUAUCUACCAUGAUCUUCUCAAUGCUAGUAUCUCGCAUAAUCAACCCUUCGCUGCAGCAAUUCAGAGGAUUCGAGAGGCUCUGGACCAAGAACUGAACAUGAUGAAAACCAAGGACGACAUAGGCAAGCAUUAUUGGACGGAAAUGAUCUAUCGCCGGUUUUUAGGCUCCUAUAGAAUCUAUCAUGUUGGAGAAAGUGUCCUACCCGCGGCUGAAGAUACAGGCACUAUCGAAGCCACUCUGUCCGGAAUCUCCCCCCAGGAUAGGGGUUUUCUUCUUAGGUUCGCAUCUUGUGAUGUGAACAACCUUCCUCUUCUUUCUGCUGUUACAUUCGAAGAUAUUCAGCACCUUCACUGACGCGGGGCUAUCUUCUUGAGGAACCAUUGGGAAACGGAGACAUCUGAAUUAAAUGCAAACAUCAGUAUGUUAUUAGCGCAGAAUUGGCUACGGCAGUGGGAAA
Messenger RNA from Blastomyces gilchristii SLH14081, 1207 nucleotides. RefSeq lists its product as uncharacterized. NCBI's taxonomy places the organism in Eukaryota, Fungi, Ascomycota, Eurotiomycetes, Onygenales, Ajellomycetaceae. The record is from RefSeq and is a predicted model, not a curated record. The transcript is spliced from 2 exons. The coding region runs from base 1 to 1104 and encodes 367 amino acids.